This is a messenger RNA of Vicugna pacos (alpaca), 858 nucleotides long. It is a transcript of the gene NRN1L, whose product is annotated as neuritin 1 like. The record is from RefSeq and is a predicted model, not a curated record. Gene Ontology annotation, biological process: nervous system development; neuron projection extension. Lineage: Eukaryota; Metazoa; Chordata; Mammalia; Artiodactyla; Camelidae. Gene Ontology annotation, cellular component: plasma membrane.
AGGCCUCCUGUCUCCAUCUUUCAGGCAAGGGCCCUGGGAUCAGCUCAGCACCACCUUGUGCCCCUGGGUUCUCCUCUCUGGAGUCCCUCCCUCUAUCCCUUGCCUAGCUGGGAGCUGGGGGCGGGGCCGCCAGCUGUCUUUGGAGCCCUGCCCCCAACUCCCAUCCAAUCACAGUCCCUUCUUUCGGGGGCUGGGCCGAAGGGCUGUACUCCAAGCUGCUAGCUCUGGCACUAGGCUCCCAGCUGGGGAUGAUGCGCUGUUGCUGCUGCCGCUGCUGCCCCUAUCGCCACUGCCAGCAACCGCCCCGUGCCCUGGGGCUGUUGCUGUUGCUGCUGCUGCCGUCCUUUGUCCUUGUAUCUCCCCUGGCAGCAGCCACUGUAGGCCCAGGCCGCUGUGACACCAUAUACCAGGGCUUUGCCGAAUGUCUCAUCCGCUUGGGGGACGGCAUGGGCCACGGAGGCGAGCUAGAGACCGUCUGCAGGUCUUGGAAUGACUUCCACACCUGUGCCUCUCGAGUCCUGUUGGGCUGCCCAGAAGAAGCAGCCGCUGUGUGGGAGUCACUACAGCAAGAAGCUCGCCGGGCCCCGCACCCAGAUAACUUGCACACCCUGUGUGGCACCCCUGUGCGUGUUCAGGAGCGAGGCGCCGGCCCCGAGACCAACCAGGAGACGCUGCGGGCAGCUGCACCCGCACUCACCCCGGCCCCCUCGCCGGUGCUGCUGACUGCUGCUCUGGCGCUCGCCUGCCUCCUGGGACCCCUGGCCUAGCCAGUCCAGUCUGGUCAGGUAGCAGCGCCCUUGCCCCCAGCCCUGCUCUAGUGGCUGCAGUUGGGGCUCUGCAGAGUGUGCUUGGCUUUCA